AUGGUACCGUCAAUUUUGUUCUCGGAGUUGAUUGGUGAAAACAGCGUUGCCGAAAAGCUGUCGCCGAAUGUUGCCGUCGCUGGAGCGUCUACUGUGCUUUAUCGGAUCUGUGUUUUGGUGACCGUCGCCGGAGCCGAUCCUAGUCCUGCCGGAUCAUCUAAGCGUAGAGAUUUACUUCACCAUCACCAAGCUGAAAAUUUAAAGAAAUUACUUGAGUUCGGUGAAGCUCAUACCGGACGAGGAUUACGUCAAGAACUUCGACUUCAAAGAUCGGGUGAUACUCGUUGGGGAUCACAUUUCAAAACAUUGAAUAACUUUCUUGUUAUUUUCUCAUAUAUUAUUCAUGUGCUUGGAGUGAUUGAAAUUGAAGGUUCUACCUUAAGUGAUAGAAAUCAAGCGGAAUAUCUUUUGAAAAAGGAUUUUACAAAUAAAAAAAAAGAUCAAGAUAUUGUUAAUGCCGUGGAGUUUCUUAACAUCUCAAAGAAAAGAUUGCAAGAUAUAAGAGAAAAUGGGUGGGAAUCUUUGUUGGAUGUAAGCCAGUUAACGGGCCGGGCCGGAUCAACCCGGAACCGGCCCAUCACUUUUAACCGGGUUGUGGGUCGGUCUGGUUCCAAGCCUGGUUUAACGGGCCGAUUCGAUUCCGAGCCCAAUAAUGAGCCUUAUUUUCCUGAAAAGUCAAAGCAUAAGUGUUUGGAUGUUUGUUAUUCACACCAUUUGCACGUUGAAAUCUUUUGUGUUGUCAUUGAUGUGCAACUUCAAGAGCUUAAUGAUUGUUUUGAUGUAGUGAGUAGCGAUCUGCUUCUUGGGAUGGACAGCUUGAAUUCUGUCAAUAAUUUCUCUAACUUUGGUAAAGGUAGAAUCAUGACUUUAGCAAAGUGUUAUCCGAAUGAGUUUGAUGAUGAAAAGCUUCGAGAUUUGAGUUACCAACUUGAUACUUUCAUAAUUCAUAUGCGAGGUGGUAAUUUCAAAUUCUCCAACUUGCAAGAAAUUCGUAAUUUGACAAAGGCAUUAGUUGAGACAAAUCUUGUGGAGAGUUAUUCACUUGUUUAUUUACUUGUGAAGUUGACUCUAAUUUUACCGUUGCUACGAUAA
This is a messenger RNA of Capsicum annuum, 1092 nucleotides long. RefSeq lists its product as uncharacterized. Bases 1 to 1092 code for a protein of 363 amino acids. The record is from RefSeq and is a predicted model, not a curated record. The transcript is spliced from 4 exons. NCBI's taxonomy places the organism in Eukaryota, Viridiplantae, Streptophyta, Magnoliopsida, Solanales, Solanaceae.